Messenger RNA from Exserohilum turcica Et28A, 1123 nucleotides. RefSeq lists its product as uncharacterized. The transcript has 2 exons. The record is from RefSeq and is a predicted model, not a curated record. Bases 126 to 731 code for a protein of 201 amino acids. Gene Ontology annotation, molecular function: phosphatidic acid transfer activity. Gene Ontology annotation, cellular component: mitochondrial intermembrane space. Gene Ontology annotation, biological process: phospholipid transport. Lineage: Eukaryota; Fungi; Ascomycota; Dothideomycetes; Pleosporales; Pleosporaceae.
GACCUCGUCAAAUUCACAUCGCCAUCCUCGCACCCUCGCGACCUCACCCUCGCUGCGCCAUCCGCCCGCGCAUACCCCCAGGAAAAAAAGAUAGCCGACCUUAGCCACCGGCACACGACCUCAGCAUGAAGUACUUCCAGCAGACCAUCGACUUUGACUACUCGUGGGAGGAGGUCUCGACGAGCAACUGGCAAAAGUACGGCCCGUGGAACGAGAAGACGCCCCAUGUCAUUGCCGUCGACACCAUCAGUCGCGCCGUCGAUCCCGCCACGGGAAUUCUGCGAACAGAGCGUCUCAUCACCUGCCGACAGUCGACGCCCAAAUGGAUACAAAGCCUCCUCGGUGGCCAAGACACGUCCAUGGUGUAUGAAACGUCCUACGUCGAUCCCGUCGCAAAGAAGCUCACCCUCUGCGCCAUGAACAUGACAUGGUCGGACCUCCUCAACGUACGCGAAACGUGCAUCUACCGCCCUGCCGCCUCAUCGCCCGAUGACAAGACGUCCUUUACCCAGAGGGCUGAGAUCACGGCGCUGUGCGGAGGCUGGCAGAAGAUCAGGAACAGCAUUGAGCAGUUCACCGUCGAGCGCUUCCAGCAGAACGCUGCCAAGGGCAAGGAGGGCUUCGAGAUGGUUCUCGAAAGGGCCCGCCAGGUCUUCCAAGAGCAGAGGGAGAUCCUGAAGCUUCAGCAGGCUCAACAAGACAGCCAGAUCCUGAAGCACGCCAAGAUCUGAGAGCACUGGCGAGAAGAAGAAAAGUGCUGUGUCCUAGUCAGUGCAUCAACUCGCAAGUGCUGCGAGUUUUUCCAUUGACUCCUCCAUCGACCUUGAGUCACCCACGUCCAACUGCCACCCAGUUGUAGAUUUGCUGCCCAUCUCAACUCUCUUCACUCGAAGCUUUCCUCAGCGGUUUCUCGCCCUAGACACGGCGGAGUUUUUUUGUUUUGACAGGUUAUUUUCUUUGUUUAGAUUUGCACGGGCGUUUUGAACAAAAGCAUUCGGAGAGGCGCAGAUACCCUUUCGUCAUGCUUUUGACAGCAUUAGACGCCAUGAAGCAUUUACAGCACGAUAGACAUGAUUGAAUAUAUAGUAUUGUGUGAGAUUUCGGUAUUCGAAUCCAGAUUCGU